CGCAGGAACAGCUGGUGCCUCGGGAGGCGGCGAGUGAGAGGGCGGGCGUGGGGUGCCGGUGCCCGGCCGGGCCACGCUGCGGGAGCCACCGCCGCCUUGCAUCAUUGUACCAUGUCCGGGCAGCUGGAGCGUUGUGAGCGCGAGUGGCAUGAGCUGGAAGGAGAAUUUCAGGAGCUGCAGGAGACGCACAGGAUCUACAGGCAGAAGCUGGAGGAGCUGACAGCGCUACAGACUCUGUGCAGCACUUCCAUCAACAAGCAGAAGCGGCACCUCAGGGACCUGAAGCGCAUGCUCCAGAGGUGCAAGCACCAUUCCAGUCAAGAGGAGGCAGAGCUCAUUCAGCAGAUAGGCGCCAACAUUAAGGAGCGACAGAAUGUCUUCUUCGACAUGGAGGCCUACCUACCGAAGAAGAAUGGGCUCUACCUGAAUCUGGUCCUUGGCAACGUCAACGUGACUCUCCUUAGCAACCAGGCCAAGUUUGCAUACAAGGACGAGUAUGAGAAGUUCAAGCUCUACCUGACCAUAAUCCUGCUUCUGGGUGCUGUGGCCUGCCGCUUUGUCCUUCACUACAGGGUGACAGAUGAAAUCUUCAACUUCCUGCUCGUGUGGUAUUACUGCACUUUGACCAUUCGGGAGAGCGUUCUCAUCAGCAAUGGCUCCAGAAUCAAAGGCUGGUGGGUGUCUCACCAUUACGUCUCCACGUUCCUGUCUGGAGUGAUGCUGACUUGGCCUAAUGGACUAAUUUAUCAGAAGUUUCGAAAUCAGUUCUUAGCAUUCUCCAUUUUUCAGAGCUGUGUUCAGUUCCUGCAGUACUAUUACCAGAGAGGCUGUCUCUACAGACUGCGAGCCCUGGGGGAGAGGAACCACCUGGACCUCACAGUGGAAGGGUUCCAGUCUUGGAUGUGGCGGGGCCUCACCUUCCUCCUGCCUUUCCUUUUCUGUGGCCAUUUCUGGCAGCUCUACAAUGCGGUCACCCUGUUUGAACUCUCCAGCCACGAGGAAUGCAAAGAAUGGCAGGUAUUUGUGCUGGCACUCACCUUCCUCAUCCUCUUCCUUGGCAAUUUCCUGACCACACUCAAAGUUGUGCACGCCAAACUCCAGAAGAACAGGAACAAGACAAAGCAGCCAUGAACCUCUGGACCCUUGUGCCUGGGAGUCUUGGGACUUAAGACUGCUGGGGAUUCUGGUCAGCACCCUGGCUGCUGGUCACUGGUAGCCAAGGGCAGCAGCAUCUCAGGGGCCAGCAGCAUCACUGGGAGCAGGGCCAAGGCCCUGGUCCCUGACCAGACAUGAGGAAUGUGAAGGGCACCUUUGCGCACAGUAUUAACUUGCCCCGGCUCCCUAUUUAUAAUGUAUUUAAUGCUGGGUCUUCCCUGCAUCCCUGGAAUCCGAGGCCUCUGCAACUCUGUGUGAUGGCAGUGGCCAUAUCUGCGUCCGUCUUCCAGGGAGGGGCAGAAAGCCUCAGGGAACCCCCUCUCUUCCUACUCCUGUCAUUUGAACCCCUCACUGGGGUUUAGAUGUGCCUCACUGGGGUUGGCUUUAGCUGACCUGCUAUUUACUGUGUCCCAGGCACCUGUGGAGCGCCCUUCUCUGGGCCACCCCCUCUCCUGGGCCACUACCUCUGUUGUAACCCUCCCCCCCCCCAGCCUCUCCCCCUCUGUGGUGAGGGAGUAUUUAAGUUCUCAGAGAACCUGACUGUCUUGUCUCUUGCUUUGUGUUUCCUGAAACACCUGCCUGCUGGCCACUGGGGGAAAGUGGCACAGCCUACUCAGGAUCUAGAGAUGUCUUCCCCUUGGAACCUGAGGUGGCAGGGUUUUAAGGAUGGUCUCCACCAGAGGGCGCCAAGCUUCUGGGUUGUUUGCGGUCCAGUGGACUCCUGGGGGUUUCUCACUGCUGCCCUUCAGCCUUCCUUCACAGACUUGCUGUGCGACCUUGACAUGGGCCCUAGACCCAGUGUGACUAGAACUUAAGCCAUUUGGAAAUCAUUCAUUCCCUGCCUCCCUCCAUCUCUGAGAGUCUUAUACGUGUGGGAAGGCCUGUGCGACCCUGUGAGAUCCAGGCAGCAGCAAGAGUGGAGGUGCAAACAGGUUCAGCUGAAUGUUCUGUCCCUUCUGACCCAUGGAGGUCCAUGUUCCGACCCAUGGACCUCAGCUGCACGCUCAGAUCCAACUCCACAGCUGGUGUCCUCAGACAUGCUUCAUUUGGUCUCCACAGGAGUUUAAAUUUCUUUAGUUAUGUGAUAAAAAUGAGAUCUCGCCUCCCCCACAUAAGAGUCCAGAUUUCUGUUUACCUUACAAAAAUGGAAAGACCUGGCAACAUUCCCAAGGGGCAAGAUCAGGCACCUGCUCAUGUUUGCCACAACCCGCCCCUC
Microtus oregoni (creeping vole) is the source of this 2371-nucleotide messenger RNA. RefSeq names its product transmembrane protein 120B (gene Tmem120b). Lineage: Eukaryota; Metazoa; Chordata; Mammalia; Rodentia; Cricetidae. Gene Ontology annotation, cellular component: nuclear inner membrane. The record is from RefSeq and is a predicted model, not a curated record. Bases 112 to 1131 code for a protein of 339 amino acids. Gene Ontology annotation, biological process: fat cell differentiation. The transcript has 12 exons.